AUGGAGAAAAUUCCAGAGGAUUGGCUGGUAAUAAGUGUUGAUGUCUGUUCAUUUAAUGGUGAUCUGUUGAUAUCAAAGAUUAACAAAGGUAUGAAAGCACCAAGUUUAUUGAGGUUACCCUUGAGCAGACAUUCAAGUCGUACUAUUGAUGAAGAGUCAUUUUCAUUUGAGGACGCUAUGAAGGAAUUGAGAACCAUCAUCGAAGAAAGCAAUAAAACAACAAGCAAAGUAAGGGUUUCAUCAAUCAACACAUUAGAAGAUAGACAAAAAUGGCAUCAAGAGCGUUAUGAUCUCGAUAUUAAGCUAUGUGAAUUUCUUGACAAAAUUGAAUACUGUUGGAUAGGAGGUUUCAAGGGUAUUUUCAAUCAGAAUAAAGUGGACUUGGAGCAAAAGUCACAAUUCAGAGAAAAGUUUUUGGGAAUAUUAGGACAAAAUAUUCCUUCAAGAAGUCAAAGAAACCAAAAUAGCUAUUCUAUUCAAAUUGAUGAUUUUAUAAUCGAGCUUUUCCUCAGUCUAGGUGAUCCAUCGGAGUUGGUUAGCACUGAACUAUUAGAGGAUUUGAUCUACUUUGUUUUGGACAUUCUUUUGUUUCAUGGUGAAGAAAAUGCAUAUGAUGAAAUUGAUAUUGAUAACAUAUAUGUUGAAGUGGAAGCUUUGAUUAAGGAAUAUUUAAUGAUGAACCCUGCACCACCUAAAUACAAACACACCAUUUUGAUUGUGGGUAAAGAAUGUCAGUCUAUUCCAUGGGAAUCACUUCCAAGUUUGAGAGGAUCCUCAACAACAAGAAUGCCAUCAUUGAGUAUGCUGCUAAACCUUUUAGGGGAAAAUGAAAAAAUGGUUGUCAAUAAAAGAAAUGGUUCUUUCGUAUUGAAUCCUAGUGGUGAUUUAGUAAAGACUGAAGGAAGAUUUGAAGAACAAAUUGAAGACCUAUGUCAAAACCACAAUUGGAAAGGAAUGAUUGGUAAGAAACCCUCUGAAGAUGAAUUUGCAAAGUAUGUGCAUGAUUCCAAUUUAUUUGUCUAUAUUGGACACGGUGGUGGUGAACAGUUUAUUAGGUCAACUACGCUAAAGAAGAUGGAUAAAAUUGCACCAUCACUACUUUUGGGUUGCUCUUCUGCUGCCUUGCGUGAUAACAAUUUUCUUGAGCCAUAUGGAACUGUUUAUUCAUACCUUGUUGGUGGCUGUCCUAUGAUAUUAGGAAACUUGUGGGAUGUUACAGAUAAAGAUAUUGAUAAGUUCAGCCUUUCCCUUUUGAAAAAAUGGGGACUUUCAUCAAGUCAGGUUGAAAAGUCUAUGAAUAUUAGCGAUGCUGUCAGACUUUCAAGGGAUGAGUGUAAAUUGAGAUUUCUAAAUGGAGCAGCGCCUGUGAUUUAUGGUCUCCCUUUAUCAUUGUUGUGA
Hansenula anomala is the source of this 1398-nucleotide messenger RNA. It is a transcript of the gene ESP1, whose product is annotated as separase. The record is from RefSeq and is a predicted model, not a curated record. The coding region runs from base 1 to 1398 and encodes 465 amino acids. The transcript has a single exon. Gene Ontology annotation, cellular component: nucleus; centrosome; mitotic spindle. NCBI's taxonomy places the organism in Eukaryota, Fungi, Ascomycota, Saccharomycetes, Phaffomycetales, Wickerhamomycetaceae. Gene Ontology annotation, molecular function: cysteine-type endopeptidase activity. Gene Ontology annotation, biological process: meiotic chromosome separation; proteolysis.